Messenger RNA from Pogonomyrmex barbatus (red harvester ant), 901 nucleotides. Its product is annotated as leucine-rich melanocyte differentiation-associated protein. Gene Ontology annotation, molecular function: protein binding. Gene Ontology annotation, biological process: melanocyte differentiation. The record is from RefSeq and is a predicted model, not a curated record. Lineage: Eukaryota; Metazoa; Arthropoda; Insecta; Hymenoptera; Formicidae.
GCAUGGUACACUGGGCAAAAAGCUGAAAAGAUUCCCAACGGAUUAAUAGGGGUUGUUGGUCAUGAUUGCCACAGUUUAGAUCUUUCCUACAACGAACUGACCACUAUUUCCGGAGUAAAAGAUUUUGAGCAGCUUCAAGAAUUAAUCUUGGACAAUAACAAACUUGGCGAUCUCAAAACAUUACCGCACAUGCCAACUUUGACUACUUUGAGUUUGAACAAUAAUAAGAUAUUCAAUAUCGACAAAGCUCUUGAUAGGAUACAAGAAUGUUGUCCUAACGUGGAAUACGUAAGUCUUCUGGGCAAUCCCGGUUGUCCCGAUCAAUUGACCAAUCCGACGUCUACCGAUGAAGACGAUUACGAACGUUAUAGACUAUAUGCUAUCCAUAUUUUACCAUCGAGUCUCCGGUUCCUGGAUUCUCGAAGGGUCACUCAACAGGAGAGAUUGAAUGCUAAGACUCGCGGCAGAUACUCCAAGACAAUUAAACUCGUUCCAGAGUUAAUUCGCAAGUUCGUACCCAAUUCGACGAAUGCCAAUAAUGAAUUUGAUGAUAUAUAUUUCAACAUCCAUUACACGCCCUUGCCAAGCUCGUUACGUAAUCCUCAAGAUCAUAAAGGUGCAUAUGGUAAGUGCAAAUAUCGAUAUUCCGGCAAGAACUCGGAGGGCAAUAGAUUCAUCUCGAACAAUGAUCUUUAAUCAAUGAUUGCAUGGAUAUUUCUAAAAUAUGGCCUUAAAAUAUUAAAGUAAACGAUUUUUCUAGUCAAAUAAUAAUGUAUUGAUAUUGAUGAAAACUUACAUAAUAAGCAACAAGAUAUUUCUUUCAUAGAUCAUAACAAAAUAUUAAUAAAUAUCGCAUAGUUAGUAAGUAUUAUUGACAUUAAUCAUAAAGAUAUAUUUGUAA